AUAAAGAACCAUUUUUGAAAACACGUCUAAGUUAUUUAAAAGGAAUGCGACUCUCUGACUCGCACCUCAUCUCUUUCACUCGCGACUCUCUUACUUGUGACUCUCUCACUCUCGCACCUCAUCUCUCUCACUCGCGCCUUAUCUCUAUCACUGGGAGGAGCCCUAAGCCCCAAUCCCGUGAAGGGUCUGAAGCCCCGCAUCUAGUCCUCGAAUCCAAACCCCAUACACACUCUCUCUCUUUGCUGCAAACGAACCUUCUCCUGGGCAGCCUCUUCUUCUUGGGUCUUUAAAAUCCACCAUUUUCAAAAAAGAAGAGAGAAAACAAUGAGUAUUGAGUCUCUCUGUCUUCCCUGUAUAGCAAAGGAAUGGCGAACAUAGAUAUCGAAGGGAUCUUGAAGCAUCAGCCUGACGAUGGGCGCGUUCCGAAGAUGAAAAUAGUGUGUAGUUUGGGCUCUACUUCUCGAUCUGUGGAAAUGAUUGAGUAGCUUCUUAGGGAAGAGAUGAACGUUGCUCGUUUCAAUUUCUCUCAUGGCACCCACGACUAUCAUCAGGAAACCCUCAACAAUCUCAAGACUGCUAUGCACAACACUGGUAUACUCUGUGUUGUCAUGCUUGACACUAAGGUAGGUUUUCUCACUAAAUGCCUCAUGUAUGGUGAAUGGUGAUAAAUUUCUUAUUCAUUAAAUUAUAUCCUGGUGUUGUUGUUGAUCUCUACCCACACUUACUAAGAAGGAUAAGGAAUAUAUUCUUCAAUGCGGUGUACCAAGAUUGACAUGAUUGCUCUUUCAUUUGUUCGUAAAGGCUCAGAUGUUGUUAAUGUCCGCAAGGUUCUGGGGCCACAUGCAAAGAAUAUUCAUUUGAUGUCUAAGUGAUUGUUGGAGAGAUUGCUAAUUUUGUAGCCUACAUUUAUGCCUCUGCUGUGCUUUGAGCAUUAUUGUUAGGUAAAUAUUUAUUUCCAUUUUAUACUAUACUAAAUACUAUAGUUGUUUCCAUUUCAUGUUUUAGUCCCUAUACAGUUUCUUUGUGGUGAUUUUGUACUGCUACAAAGUCUUCUAUAUUAGUGAGAGGGACCAAAAUUUUGUCAGGCAUGCAUGUGCAGGGACUAAAACUUGUAAUUUUCUCGUAUAAAAACUAAAACUUAAAAAUGAGGACAACUAUAGGAACCACGUGAAUAGUUUAACCUUGUUAUUAAGGAGCUGAGAAUUGCUAUGGAUAUGGCAAUGCUGUCUUGGCACAUUUUCUCUUGAAGGAGAAGCUGCAGAAAAUGGGCAUGUUGGGGUGUCUUUUGUGCAUUGUUGGAUCAACUGUUAUUGUGCUGCAUGCACCUGAAGAGAAAUCUCUUAGUUCUGUACAAGAAAUAUGGGAAUUGGCCAUUCAACCUGCAUUCCUCUCAUACACUGCCUCAACAAUUGCCGUGACAUUGUUCUUGGUUUUGUAUUGUGCUCCCCGUUAUGGCCAGACUAAUAUUUUGGUUUAUACUGGAAUAUGCUCGAUAGUUGGGUCCUUGACAGUAUGUGGUCCCAGUGGUCGCUGGUAUCUGGCAGACAGUGGGUCUGUGCCUGGAGAUCUUUUACUUAUAAUAGGAAAGGCACUUACCCAUGCUACUGUUGGCCUAUGUCCUGCUGCAUCAUAUAGAGCUUCUCCUGAUUAUUUUUUGAGUCCUAAUGGUGGAGGAAGGUACUUUCUUGAGCUUUGUGACUGUAGGACUUCUCUUGCAUAUAGACUCAUGCCACAGGGCAAUGCUAUAUUAGAUUGUUCCCUAAUUGCAGCAGCUGGCCAUGUUAUUCCCCAAAGUUAUGUUCGAAUAUCUGUAAGCCAAUUUAUGGAUGACCUUGUUGUCGAAGAACUGAUAGGCAAUAGAUGGGUUUAUAAAAACAAUGGAUACCUUAUGGUCUCGUGCAAUGGAGGACUCAACCAAAUGAGAGUUGCGAUAUGUGACAUGGUGGCUAUUGCCAGAUAUUUCAAUGUCACACUUAUAGUUCCUGAACUGGAUAAAACAUCCUUUUGGGCUGAUCCCAGUGACUUUCAAGACAUAUUUGAUGUGGAUCAUUUUAUCGCGUCCUUUAGAGAUGAAGUGCGGAUAUUGAAAGAGUUGCCUCCCAGACUCAACAUGAAAGUGGAGCGCGGGUUUCUUUACACCAUGCCACCUAUUAGUUGUCUGAUAUCUUACUAUAAGGACCAGAGUGAUCGUAUAGAAAAGGUGGAGCAAGUGGUGAGAAUCAAACAGAAGCAAGAAGAAGACAAAGCAUCAGUCAAACUUCAUUCAUUUGAGUUGGUGAAAAAGAGGCUAAGUUUUGAAUUGCAAAAAGUAGUAGUUGGGCUAAGCACAUAUCCACCGCUAAGCACAGCUUCAGCGAGCUUAGCACAAAAGAGAAUCUGGCAGAGCAUCAGCAUCAAAGCCGCGUGCUAAGCGCGAGAUCAGUGCGCUAUGCGAAACAGGUGCCUUCAGCCAGGCUAAGCGUGAGAUUGACGCUAAGCUCAAUUCCACUUACCCGCGCUAAGCGCGAAGGUGGCGCUAAGCGCAGCGUCGCGAUUUCAGAGCCUAUUCAAAGCCUGUCUUGUACAGAAUUAGGGUACACCUUUUACAACACCUUUUAUGAAAACUUCUACACACUCGUACAGAACGGCCAGGGCACAGAAUUCCAGAGCAGCCACAGGCCUAUUUGGGGAAAAUAGCCCUAAAAGCAGAAAAAAGGGAGAAUCUUGUGCAUUGAAGCCUAGGUUUUGUCAUUUGAGAGAGAUUAUUGAGUAGAGAGUGAGUGUGAGAUGCUGAGAAGAGGAGGAGGAAUCCCCCUUCUUGUGUAAGAAACUAUCAUUCUCUGCUUUUAAU
This is a messenger RNA of Glycine soja, 2830 nucleotides long. Its product is annotated as O-fucosyltransferase 35-like. Bases 1265 to 2410 code for a protein of 381 amino acids. Gene Ontology annotation, molecular function: magnesium ion transmembrane transporter activity. NCBI's taxonomy places the organism in Eukaryota, Viridiplantae, Streptophyta, Magnoliopsida, Fabales, Fabaceae. The record is from RefSeq and is a predicted model, not a curated record. Gene Ontology annotation, biological process: magnesium ion transport. The transcript is spliced from 11 exons. Gene Ontology annotation, cellular component: membrane; cytoplasm.